Messenger RNA from Phascolarctos cinereus (koala), 783 nucleotides. NCBI's taxonomy places the organism in Eukaryota, Metazoa, Chordata, Mammalia, Diprotodontia, Phascolarctidae. The record is from RefSeq and is a predicted model, not a curated record.
AUGGGGUCCCGGACGCCGUGCCCGGGGCGGGGUGGGGGCUGGAGAAGGGAGGACGGCUUUUCCCCGUCGGCGGUGCCCAAGGGCGGCUCCCCGCCUGGCCCCACCGCGCAGAGCCCUCUCCAAAGCCCACCCCUGGCGACCUCCCCCGCCCACCCCGGAGGGAGCCCGAUCUCCGCCGGCAGCGGCAGCCCGGCCCAGGUGACAGUGCCGCCAGGGUCCCCGAGCCCCGUUCCGGCCCCGGGGAAGGAUGCUUCCCGUGGAGAAGCCGUCCAGGUGACAAGCCUGGGCCAAGGAGAGAAAGGCCGCUCAGCUCAGAGCCCCGGGCCUCCGGAUGACUACCCUCCCCCUCACCGAAGGAGGCCUCCAGCCCCCGCCCCGACCCCCGGCCGUGCCCAGCGCCCCCGCGCCAACUCAACCCUCCCGCCGGACCGGCCUCUUACCCCGCCCGCCCCAGGAGCCCCGCCGCCCCCGGCCCGACCCUGGGGAUGUCCGCUCCGCUCGCCAGACCCUCGGGCCCCGCGGGAGCCGCAGUGGGUACCUGGAUCUGGCCGUGCUUGUGACCCCAGCUGCGAACCCGCACGAGGACUGGAUCACAUGCGCGCGCGCUCUCGCCUACAUAUCCAGGCACCUAGAUCUUCUUUAUCCCUCCACCUAGCCCCUCUCCAACAGCACCCUGGCUCUGAUUCUCCCCUGCUGUCCCGCGCCCGCCGAGCCCAUCCAAGACCCGAUGCUGCUCCUCCCCACCGCAGCCCUCAUCCCUCAGAGUCUUUCCACGCGGUAUAG